AUGUCAAGGCUUGAAGUUUAUUCUCCAGAGGGACUUAGAUUAGAUGGUCGUCGUUGGAAUGAGCUUCGCCGCUUCCAAUGUUCAAUAAAUACGCACGCAAAUGCGGCUGAUGGUUCUUCUUAUCUCGAACAGGGCAAUAACAAGAUCAUUACUUUGAUCAGUGGCCCACAAGAGCCAAAACUUCGUUCACAAAUGAAUGUGAAUCGCGCAACUUUGGCGAUUACUGUGAAUAUAACAAAGUUCUCUAAAAUGGAAAGGAGCAAGUCAAGCCAUAAGAACGAGAGACGAGUGCUAGAAAUGCAAACGUCCUUAGCGCGUACUUUUGAAAAGAACGUCAUGUUACAUCUAUACCCAAGGACAUCUAUAGACGUCCAAGUCCAUGUUUUACAACAAGAUGGAGGACUUAUGGGUAGCCUGAUUAACGGAAUCACGCUGGCCUUGAUUGAUGCCGGUAUCGCGAUGUAUGAUUAUAUUAGUGGUGUGACAGUAGGGUUGUACGACACAACACCACUUUUGGAUCUGAAUUCAUUGGAAGAAAAUGCUAUGAGUAGCGUUACAUUAGGAGUAGUAGGUAAAUCAGAGAAGCUUUCACUGCUUUUGGUCGAGGAUAAGGUUCCCUUGGAUAGGCUCGAAAGUGUGCUUGCUAUUGGCAUCGCCGGCUCUCACAGGAUAAGAGAACUUAUGGACGAAGAGCUCAGAAAGCACGGAAAGAAAAGACUACAGAAUGCUUCAUCAUAG
Molecule: messenger RNA, 738 nt
Organism: Lachancea fermentati
Lineage: Eukaryota; Fungi; Ascomycota; Saccharomycetes; Saccharomycetales; Saccharomycetaceae
Source: the annotation of a GenBank genome assembly